Molecule: messenger RNA, 2463 nt
Organism: Necator americanus (New World hookworm)
Lineage: Eukaryota; Metazoa; Nematoda; Chromadorea; Rhabditida; Ancylostomatidae
Exons: 17
Coding region: 1-2463 (820 amino acids)
Biological process (GO): protein ubiquitination; rescue of stalled cytosolic ribosome
Molecular function (GO): ribosome binding; ubiquitin protein ligase activity
Source: RefSeq, a predicted model, not a curated record
AUGUCUGCCUCCAACGGCGAUAACGGUCGCAGGAACAACUACAAGCACAAGUAUACGCGGACUAAAAAGCCCUCAAGCAAGACUGACGGUUCGGCAACGCAAGAAAGCAGUGGUAAGGGUUCGCAGCUGUCUCGAGAAGAACGAGGCCAAAAUUUGCAGUUUCGCAAUGUGAACAUGCAAAAGUACGAACACAUGAUUGAUACAGCUAAGGAUAACUUUGCUGAUAUCGCUCUCGGUAGCGGGCCAACUGAGGAAUGCACGAUUUGCUGCAAAGUAAACGACUUAUUCGGUAUCGGUUCGUGCCGUCAUCCAGUUUGUAUGGAGUGUGCAAUUCGUAUGAGAGUUCUCUCGAAUAGCCGGCAAUGUCCUGUCUGCAGGGCAGAUAUGGAAACGUUAUGGUUUGUAUUUGUUUCAAGUGGAUUUGACACUGUUUCACUGCCGUUACCUUCAUUGAACCAUCCUGACGAAAAGAGAUUUGGCUUGCAGUUCCAGGACGUUGAAGCCAUUACUCGCUACGAAAAAUAUCUUGCUCAUGUUUGCAAACUGUGCAGAAGUCCUGAAGGCGGUAGAAUGGAAUUCCCCACUUUUGUUGCUUUACGACAUCAUAUGUCAAGCGUUCAUCAACUGACGUAUUGUCAUAUAUGCACCGAAAAUAUCACUCUAUUCUCAAGGGAGAGAAAGACUUAUACUCGCGACGGACUACAAAGGCACAUACGUGCAGGUGACAGAGACGACAAAAGCCUAAAAGGUCAUCCAUCCUGCUUGUUCUGUGAGCAACGCUUCUUCGACGAAGAGUUCAGAUAUAAGCACCUUCGCAAGGAACAUUUUUUCUGCCAAUUUUGCGAAUCUGAGGGUAAACACAUGAAUGUGUUUUUCAAGGAUCAUGGAGAACUUGUUGGCCAUUACAAGGAACAACAUUUUCUUUGUGAUUUCGAGGACUGCAAGGCAAUGGGUAUCGCAUUUUCAAAUCAGAUAGAUCUGAAUCUCCACAAGUCGAAGGAACACAAUGGUCGCCGCACGGCUGUGGGACUUGACUUUCAAUUCAGUGAUCGUCAACUCGCAGGUCCUUCACGUGUACGACCACCUGCCAAUUCUGCUGUUAUUCGUCGUGACAAAGUUGCCGUUGUUCCACAAGAGGCAACACUCGCUCCAAAAAGGACACCAGAAGAAUUUGUGGUCGUGCCUUCGGCGCAAAGUAGUAGUCGCACUAUUCGCUACAACGUCGCACCGGCAUACACACCACAGAGCGAGGAUUUCCCAAGUUUAGCACCAACUUCAGCGAAUUCUCGUUCGGUCCCUACCUUGCCAAACUUGCGGCCGGAUGAUUUUCCUCGCCUAAACCGAGUCAACCAUCCUGGAGUGCAACCAGCUCAAUCCAGGCCAUCGCCAGUUGUUGAAAACUUCCCAGCACUACCAACCGCAAGCAAACAGCUGCCCACAGCUCCUUCCUGGGGAACGAAGAAAACAUCUAAGUCUGUCGUCGUGGGCUGUAAAGUUCCCAAUAACAUCAAACAAUUACCACAACCUGAUGUCUGGCCUGAUAGGCCUGUCUCAACUCCAGCGCGAGAAAUUGAACCAGAGCGUUGGCAGGAGGUGCCAACGAAACCGCGGAAAGUGGAUAAGAAAACCCGUAGAGUACAACAAAAAGCUGCUAAUGUUAGCAACGAAGGUGCGUCGGAGGUGCCAGAAGUCUCUAACGAAGAUCCACAUAGAAGUGAAUUAGUGCUUAAAAACAGUUCCAAAAUUGGAAGUGAAGAGAAACUCGAGGAAGACAAGCAGAAAGGAAUUUCGAAACAAAACAGUAUAAGCCAGACGUAUGCGAUAAAAAGGGAGGAUAACGUUCCAAGUGUUUCGAUUCCUAUCCCUGCCAUCAACAAGUUGAAUAAAUCGCAUUCUGGCGCUGGGAAAAUCGAGCAACGGUUUGCAGCGGGUACCAAGACUAGUGAUGAUGUUCUGUCUGAAGUUGAGAGAUACACUGAAAAGUCUACUACUACCCCACCUGAAGCCUCGUCUCAGUCUUCUAUACUAAAUUGGUUUUCGUUACCGUCCAAGUCGUCGCUUUUUUCCAAUCUUUCCCUCUCCAAUGUUUUGGGAAAAACACCACAAGAAAAUUGCAUGGCUCCAACUCCAUUUGCUUCCACUGGCUCAGAGGUUGUAAAUUCACCAUCGACACCAAUUACUGAUGUUGCCACGGAAACUAAGAAAACAGCAUCUGCUUUGGCUGAUGUCCCUCCAGGACUGGCAACAGCAGUGCCAGCAGAUAUUUUGUCCGGGCCUCCUCCAGGAUUUGAAGGCAUUUGUCCUAACUCAUCUGCUCCUCCCGGUCUUGUAUUUCCUUCAGUGUCUCGACCUGUGUUCUCAAUGGCUCCUUUUUUUUCUAAUGCUGAUCUGAAUAAGAACGAUGUGGGAUCCGAAACUGCUUCAAAAGCAGAUAAUGAAUGGUCAGCCGUUGGCGCCAGAUAA